CAAUCUUCUUCUUCUUCCAUUUUCCCCCAAAUACUUAUCCUUACUUUUUCUUUUUACUAAAUGGGUUGUCAAGGUAGCAAGGAGAAGAACAAACCUACGCCUGAUUUUACUGCCCGCCACCAUGGAUCAUCCGCUACUGCUGCUUCCGCCAGUGGUGUUGCCACUAAUAAUCACCAGUACCACUCUGUUCAACCAUCUUCAACUCAUGUUCAAACACCACCUCCAAAACCAGACUCAAAUCCAAAACCCACUGUCACUACCCAGAAUGUCAAAACAGUUCACAAAACAGACACAACCAUAUUAGGUAAACCCUUUGAUGAUAUAAAGAAACAUUACACUUUAGGUCAAGAAUUAGGUAGAGGGCAAUUUGGGAUUACUUAUUUUUGCACUGAGAAUUCAACUGGCAACACUUAUGCUUGCAAAUCAAUAUUAAAGAGGAAACUUGUGUCUAAAUCUGAUAGAGAAGAUAUUAAGAGAGAGAUUCAGAUUCUUCAGCAUUUGUCUGGUCAACCAAACAUUGUUGAAUUCAAAGGUGCUUAUGAGGAUAGAUUCUCUGUGCAUCUUGUCAUGGAACUUUGUGCUGGUGGAGAGUUAUUUGAUAGAAUCAUUGCUCAAGGUCACUAUUCAGAGAGAGCUGCUGCAUCCAUUUGUAGGGCUGUUGUUAAUGUUGUGCAUAUUUGUCAUUUCAUGGGUGUUUUGCAUCGCGAUUUGAAGCCCGAGAAUUUCUUGCUCUCUAGUAAGGAUGAAGGAGCAACACUUAAAGCUACUGAUUUUGGACUUUCUGUUUUCAUUGAAGAAGGAAAGGUUUAUCGCGAUAUGGUAGGCAGUGCUUACUACGUUGCUCCUGAGGUACUGCGUCGUAGUUAUGGAAAGGAAAUUGACAUUUGGAGUGCAGGCAUCAUCUUGUAUAUUCUCCUUAGUGGUGUACCACCUUUUUGGGCUGAAACUGAAAAGGGAAUAUUUAAUGCCAUACUGGAAGGAGAACUUGACUUUGCUAGUGAACCAUGGCCAUCAAUAUCAGACAGUGCUAAAGAUCUAGUCAGGAAGAUGCUUAAUCAGGAUCCAAAGAAGAGGAUUACUUCUGCACAAGUCCUUGAACACCCGUGGAUGAGAGAAGGUGGAGAGGCCUCUGAUAAACCGAUUGAUAGUGCAGUUCUUUCUAGAAUGAAACAAUUCAGGGCAAUGAAUAAGCUCAAGAAGCUUGCAUUGAAGAUUAUUGCUGAAAAUCUAUCAGAAGAGGAGAUUAAAGGUCUCAAGGCAAUGUUUGCAAAUAUGGACACUGACAAUAGUGGUACCAUCACCUAUGAAGAAUUGAAGACUGGCUUGGCUCGAAUCGGAUCACGGUUGUCUGAGACCGAAGUGAAGCAACUUAUGGAGCUGGCUGAUGUUGAUGGAAAUGGGUCGAUUGACUAUCUUGAAUUCAUAUCGGCUACAAUGCAUAGGCACAGACUUGAACGGGAUGAACACCUUUACAAAGCAUUCCAGUAUUUUGAUAAGGACAACAGUGGGCAUAUUACUAGAGAAGAAUUGGAGACUGCCAUGACACAGCAUGGAAUGGGUGAUGAAGCAACAAUAAAGGACAUAAUUUCUGAGGUGGAUACAGAUCAUGAUGGGAGAAUAAACUAUGAGGAAUUUUGUGCAAUGAUGAGAAGCGGAAUGCCACCAGGGACCACUAUUAUAAAUCUACAGAGUGAAUUCGAUUUCAUAUGUUCAUGCAAUUCAUUAUGAAAGCCAUUUGGUUGAGAGACUUAUUGUAUCCCAGAAUAUGCAAGACACUUUGAGGUUCUUUGAAAUCCCAAUUCUCGUAGCAAGGUUGUUUUCGUACGCAUGGUGCUGAAAAUGAUUGAUUGCUUGAAGUAAUGUUAUGCUUAUGCAUUUCUUUGUACAUUUAAUUUCCGUCAGCUGUCACAUUUUCCAAGUGGCUUGAGCCCUUGAUUUUUAUGUUCAAAUGCUGACCGUGAUAUUAUAGAGUUAUCCUUUUAGUUAUGGCAGAGGAAAGAAUAAUCACUGGAGGAAUUUGAUUUCAUUUACCUGUAAUGUAUGAGGAAUUGCAAACUUAAGUCUUUAGUUUCCAUAAUGUAUUGAUAAUCUAUUGUGCAAGUGCUAGAUUAGUAGUUUUCCUCCUUUUCUGCCAAGAGCUUUUCUUUGUAAGUCAGGAUCAUGCUCGCUUAUUUGGAAGCAAGUUAUAUGACUGAGAUUAUAUA
This is a messenger RNA of Cicer arietinum (chickpea), 2204 nucleotides long. It is a transcript of the gene CDPK1, whose product is annotated as calcium-dependent protein kinase 21-like. Gene Ontology annotation, molecular function: ATP binding; calcium ion binding; protein kinase activity. The record is from RefSeq and is marked provisional. Lineage: Eukaryota; Viridiplantae; Streptophyta; Magnoliopsida; Fabales; Fabaceae. Gene Ontology annotation, biological process: protein phosphorylation.